AUGUCGGAAGCCAUGCCGAAGCCGGUGCUGCCGCCGGCCGCUCUGGAGCGAAGGCAAGAGACCAGUGAGCUGGCGAUACACUGCGCGGUGGUGUGGGUGAACAAAGCCGCAAAGGGUAGCUCCCAAUGGUCCGACACUUGUUGCGAGCGGCAGCUGGCCCAGUAUCGCUUUCGGAAGCGGCUGAAGACGCUGAACGUACUGGUGAAGUACGUCUAUAUGGCUCUGGCGCUCUUUGAAACGCCUUCCUGGUGUUUGGUGGAGCCCUUCUGUCUGGAGCGCGAAGGUAUGUACAGCUGGAACUUUCCGCUGAUGCCCUUUCAGGUGUCCAACACGCUGGAGAUCCUGUGCUUGCUCUACCUGGCGCAGGUUUGCUGGCGGCGAAGGCGUACAUUGGGCGAAGCCGCCAAGAACAGCGGCUGGCACAUCUUUCGAGCGGUUCUGAUCCUGGUUGCGCUCACGGACUGUGCAGUUGCCAUCUUCAACACCAUCGGCAUUGUGCCAGGAUCCUUUCGCCUGUGUCGCUUAUGCAGGCCGCUGAUUUUCAUGUGCCACACCAAGUUCAUCCGCCUCACCCUGAAUCGCCUGGGCUCCGCCUUUUUGGAGUUUUGGACCGUCCUGGCCUCCCUGGCGCUCUGUGUGAUCUUCUUCGUGUGGCUGGCCAUCGUGAUCUUCGCCAGGUCCACCGAGGGGCAGCACCACUUCAGCAAUUGGUUCGCGUCCCUGGCCUCCUUGUGGAUCCUCUUCACCACGGCCAACUUCCCGGACGUGAUGAUCGACUCCUACAAGGAGUCAAGGGCAUCCUUCUGCUUCUUCUUUGUCUACCUGGUGAUCUCCCUGUACUUGCUGAACAACAUCCUGCUGGCCUCCGUGUAUGAUGCCUACAAGGAGAAGCUGCGAGAGCAGCUUCGCGACUUCGACGAACAAAAGGCCGUGGCCAUCGAGCGCGCCUUCUGCUUGUUGGCGGAGGAGGAGCCGGAAGGAGCGCAAGCCAUCGGCUUGCAGCGAUGGAUGACGUUUUUCGCAGCAUAUUGCGAGCAUGCCGUUGGCCCUGGCAGCAGCCGAGACGAUCACUUCAUUCGGCAAAGGGCCUUCGAGACCUUCCAAGCAUUGGAUUCCGAUGGCAGCGGCUACAUCUCCCACGAGGAAUUUCAGCUGGUGGUGCACUCGCUUUCAGACCCCAAGAUCUACAUACCUCUGCGGCCUAUCCCUCAAGUGGGCAACACCUGCUGGGGGCGCAGUGUGCGAAUUGUGAUGCAGAAAGGUGUGAAGCUUCCAGGUGGGCGCAUGCCGUGGUGGAUGGUGGUGGAUCUGGUCGUUUUGCUGGAGAUUUUGUUUGCCUUUGCCCAGACCUGUAAGUUCGUGGAGGGGCACUUCGACGACGGGCGGCUGAUGCCGAGCUGUGUGUGGUUUUGGUUGCUGACGCUCACCACGCUCUUCCUGUUUGCAGACGUGGUCUUGCAAAUGAUCACUUUUGGACCUGAGCGCUAUUGGAACAAUCAGCGUUUACGCCACCGCUUUGAUGUGUUCAGCAUAUCACUUCUGGUUGGAUUUGAAAUAGCUGCUUGCAUCCCUGCCUGUCCUCCUGACUUUUUGCUACGAACUCUCCUUAUGCUCCACAUCUCCCGCGCCGUUUGUUUGGUGCAGCACAUCAAGCCUCUGCGCUAUUUGGUGGCCAUGGUGGCCCACCUGGUGCCGGUGUAUCAUCAGCUAGGGCUCCUGUUGUUCUUGGUGUACUACAUCUUCGCCACCCUGGGCAUUCAGCUCUUCGGGGGCCUCAUCUACGAGGGAAAUGAAGCUCUCGCGCCCACGGGCUUCGCGGCGGGGGAGUAUUGGCCUUUGAACUUCAACGACUUUCCCUCCGGCAUGGUCACGCUCUUCGUGUUGAUGGUGGUGAACAACUGGUUUGUGGUGGCCGAUGGGUUCAUGGCGGUCACGGAUGACUCCGCGGCAGUGUUCUUCGUGUUGUUCUUCGUGUGCGCCAACCUGGUAGUGCUGAACAUCCUCAUCGCCCUGAUCUUGGACAGUUCCGCCACGGUGCAAGACCAGCUUCAGGCACGGGCCUUGCACUGGCAGGACGGCGACGCGCCCCAGCGCAGCUUCAGCCAGGGAGGCCGCGAGUUUCUGCUGCGGCGGCUGCUGAUGAACGACGAACGCCUGGACACGCCGCAUGCGGAGCGGAACCCAGACCGAGUCACUCAGCUUGGGGAGAGCAGCGCGCAAGUGGAGAUUCCUGGCGAAAGCACUGUGGCCGUGGAGUUCGACUUCGCAGUGGUUGCAGUCGGCUCCCAGUACGCUGGGACUAGCCUUUGGAAGGUGACAGGGGCCGAGAGCCCCGAGCUGAGCCUGGAGAAGCGGCAGGAGGCCUUGGCGCAGCUGCGGCAGGGCCUCGCGCAGCUCAGGUGCGCGGUGCUGCUCGGUGCCGGCCUGGUGGGAGUGGAGCUGGCAGCGGAGCUGGCGCACCAUUUUCCGGAGCUGCGGCUGGUGCUGGCGGACCGCGCCCAAAGUGUCCUCCCCAACCUGCCGAAAGAUGCGCAGGACUACGCCCAAAGCUGGUUGCAAGAUCACGGCGUCGAGCUGCGGCUUGGCCAGGAGCUUCCUCAGGAGGAGACGGCCCUGCUUGCUGCGCUGGACGUAGCCGGCGAGGCUCGGGUUCUGCCAUGUGCUGGCCUGCGCUUUGCCUGCCGACUGGCCGAAUCGCUGGGCUGCCUGGACCAGCGCGGCCAGGUGUGUACCAACCGAGCAAUGCAGUGCAUUCAGAUGGGUGAGAAAGAGCUGCAAGGACCGCCGUGCGCGGGCGGCCGAAUUUUCGCCCUAGGCGAUUGUGUCAGCGUCCAGGGCACGGAGAUGCAAUUCACCAAGGAUAUCUACCCGGCAGAGGCAAUGGCAGAAGUGGUCGUCGCGAAUUUGCGGCGCCUGAGCUCGGGGGGUGAAGUGCCCGCCACAGAGCUCGCAGGAGAUGGCCACCUCGCUGCAAGAGAUGACCUUGUGCUCCUUAGGCCCCAGCGACUGCAUCUACGUCAUGAAUGGCCGGGUGGUGACCACUGGGUGGCUGGCCAUGCAGCUGAAACACCAAGUCGAGGUCACAAAGAUGGGCCAACUGCGGCAGGAAGAAAUGUGGGGCAGCCUUGUGUGGCGACUGGUACCCCACUGGUGAGAGCCUUCCAGCGCCGCGCGAAUGUGACCAGCUUUCGAGCGCCCAAGCAUUUGAAGAAGUAUUCUAUCUCGAUCCUGCCGUCGGGCUGGGUGGACCAGGGCUGGAGGCCGGGCAGCGCGAAGAAAGUGGAGGUCAGAGAUGACAUGACGAUUCACGAGUUUAGCGCCCUGUUGCAGCGCUACCAUGUGGACACAAGCCGCCUCGGAAAGGGCGAGGUGAAAAGCCUUUUCACUUUCCAUCGAGAAGUUGUGGAGGACAAGAGAAGCCAACUAUUUGAAGUGAACGGAUUCCUCGAGCGACGGGUGGAGCGUGUGGUGGUGAUUGUCGUUGCAAAGUCGUCCGACGACAAGGAUCUUGUCAUCCGCAAUGCAGUGGACGUGAUGCCUGACCAGAGGAUGGCAUGGGCCAAGCAGGGCAUCGCCAUCACAGUGCCCGAUGGUAGCACGUGGAAGCAGGCCCUGCGGAUGCAAAUGAGCCAGAGGUUUGGUCUGGCGCAGGAGGUGCAGGAGCGCCUGUUACCCAUCGAGGCAAAUUGGUUCAGAGAGGAAAGGAAGCUCUCUCACUCCUUGCCGUUGAUGCAGACUACCUAUCGGAUUCACAAGGUGCGCAUCCGCGUGUCCCCUGAUCGCGACGAGCUGCGCAGCCUGGGCCUGCCAGGGAUGUGCACCUUCGCCGCGAAAGACCGCAGCCAUUGGGCGUGGGUCAGCGCAGAGGCCGGCGUGCAAAGUACAAACAGCGAGGUGCUGACGAAACUGUUGAAGGACAACAACAUCAAGUUGGAUGAAUGGCCCCACGGGUCCUUCGCAGAUUUGCUCACAGAAGUGUACGAGAAGCAGGCGUCAACCUUGAGGGUCAUCAAGGGCGAGCUGAUCAGACACCUCCGAGUCAUCAAGGUGUGGCUGGUGACGGAGAUCUUGGGCGUGACGCAUCUCCUUGUGACGAAGUUGAAGGAUAGGCCGAUUUGCAUGUCGCUGGAGAAAGGAAUGACGUGGGAGCAAGCUUUGGACCAAGCCCUGUCCAUCAGACUUGGACUGGAGGAAAGCUUUAAGAGAAAGAGCAUCAUUGUUGACAAGAACUCGAAGCAGUUUUUCCAAGAGAUCGAGUACUCGUUGUCAUACCCUGGGCUGAAGACUGCAUACCACAUUCAUGAGGUCACCUGCCGCGUGGCAGACCCGCACACUUUGCUGGGUCUGCCCGAAGGGAAUGACUUUGUGAUUUCUCACGGAGCUACAGAAGAUUCUGUUACCAUGCACUACACCUGGCAGCCUUUCCAGGCGCAGGCUCGCCUCAUUGGGCGCAGGAAAUGCUUGAAGAUGACGCUGAUGGACAUCACGGGAGCUACAGUAGAGGAGCUCAAUUUGCCUGCCUCUAAGCGCCAGCUGCCUCUUCCAGAACCGAUGGUCUUCUCAGUCAAGGAUGAGCCCAACAGCAGGCUCAAGGAGCUAAUGCGAGGCAGGGCAACCAAUUGGGAGCGAGCGUGGCAUGCGGCAACACACAUUUGCGAUCCCGAGUACAGUCUGAAAGACUACUGCGAGGAUUGCGUGGCCUCUUUUCCUGAGCUGCAGCUUUUCAUGGCCACCGAGAACGAGGCAACCUCCAGCGGGCGUAGUGCUGCCGAUGAAUACCAGCGCACUUUGGGCGCACUCUUCGCGGUGUAUUGGCUGAUGCGUUUGCAUGGGGAUGGCCUGCAGUCAUUCGUCUAUGGCGUCGGCACUGACUGGAAGCCGCUGACCUCAAUGUCUGAAUCUCCAACAAGGAGCACAGACGAUUUGAAGAAGAGGCAGACCUUCUACUCCAAGGUCGACAUGGCUCAGAUUGGGAAGAUCCUCGUGUCCGCAGGGUUGUUUCAAGGCGGCUUUUGCAAUGGUGCUAACGACCCUGAGCGCACUCUGGCGCUCCUGGUGUUGACCGCCAUACAUGAUAUCAUGAAGGUGAAUAGUUUGCUGCCGGUGGUCACAGAGCAGUCUGGUCCCUUCGAGAAGCACCAGGUGGGAGAGGUCAUUUACAACCACGACACAGCGCUCGGGUACGUUCUCCAAUGCAUGCCAGAGGUUCUUCCGUCUUACGCCGGCCUUCCCGAGGCUCAGCGCGAGUCCGUGAAAUUCACGCAAUUCGACAUGGAGUUCAACCUCGGGUGGCUCGUGCAAGCGGAGGCCCCGCCUGGCAUGCUCUUCAACCGCUUCAAGCGGAUCAUCAGGCAGGGCCGGGCCAAAUCCAGCGACGUGGCGCUGUACCUAGUCCACUGGCUGACAGAUCUAGCCGGGGCAGAGCCCUAUCCGCAGGAAGGCGCUGAGAAGUUCGUGCUGAAGUUUCCGCCCAACCUGUUCGUUUCCUUCCUGAGCUCAUUCCAUUGUGUCACGUUUUUGAGCACAAAGAGCGAAACGGAAGUGAUGGAGGACUACUUGCGCUGGCGCUGGGCGAUGAGCGAGCCUCCCCUGGGCCCCAUGCCACAAGGAGAGGGAGCCAUUGCACAAAUGCGGCUGGUGGUUAUGGCCCAAGGCCACUCCCACAAGGUGCUGCAGGCCUAUUGGAACCUGCCCAGUGAGGUGAGAAAGGUGCUAUCGCUUGAGCUGACCAGGACUGCGCGCAAGGGACAGUUCUUUGACCUGGCGCCAUCAGUCGGUGAGGGCGGCCCCGCCUUUUUGAUUUACUACGCGCCAGCUUUGAUGCAGAGAAACUGCGGCACAGACCCCGAAGGGGCUCUUGCGGUGCUGGGGGAAAUCCUGCGUCAAGCUCGCGGCCUUUGGCCGCUACAGGAGAGGAUGCGACUGACGACACUGUGA
Messenger RNA from Effrenium voratum, 5937 nucleotides. NCBI's taxonomy places the organism in Eukaryota, Dinophyceae, Suessiales, Symbiodiniaceae. The record is from the annotation of a GenBank genome assembly.